UUCAUGAGAAUGUAGGGUGGUACAAAUACAGGCGAUGGUUGAUCACAAAUCUCAUAGAACACUUCCCAAAGAACUCCUAAACUCAAACACACUAUAAGACACGUAAGAGAAGAUGCAUGAAUACAACGACAUGUAUGAAUACAACGAAGAAGAUGGAGGGAUUCAGUUUCAACCCUACGAGGACGAACUCAUCAACGAAUAUUUAAUCCCCAAAUUAAAAGGUCAACCGCGUGAAGAGAUCACUACGAAGGAUGUUUACUCAAAGGAGCCAUGGUUGCUGGACCAUCCCAUGGGUUCCUUUUUCAAGAAGAACGAGUGGUACUAUAUUGUGACAAGGACUCAACUCUCUAAGAAGAAGAUUGGCUGUGGUAAGAAAGCGAAACGGAAGAUCACCCGAGACGACGAUAGUGGGUCUUGGAAGGCUAAUGCGAAAGGCUAUAUCAGGGACGAGGAAACAAAGAUGGUCAUUGGGCAACAUCAAACCCUAGCUUUUGUUAAAAGCAAAGUAAAUAACGAGAAGAAGCAGAAGAGGGGAGACAGUACUUCUUGUGAUGUUGUUGUACCAGGUAGCGAGAGUAGCUGGAUUAUGACAGAAUAUAUGCUUCCGGAAAUAGAAGGUAAGUUUCGUGAACUGGUCAUAUGCAAGAUUCAUGUGACCGAGAAUUCCAAUGAGAAGAAGAAGGAUGGAUGAUCGUCAUGAAGCUUCUACUUCUAGAAUUUAGAUUAGGUCUCUCCUAUUGUUAAUUAGACUACGAUGUUGGUUCUUUUCCUGUUGAAUGAAAUCAUGAUAAUCUUGUUAUUUGUGUUAUGA
Molecule: messenger RNA, 811 nt
Organism: Raphanus sativus (radish)
Lineage: Eukaryota; Viridiplantae; Streptophyta; Magnoliopsida; Brassicales; Brassicaceae
Product: NAC domain-containing protein 35-like
Exons: 1
Coding region: 113-691 (192 amino acids)
Biological process (GO): regulation of DNA-templated transcription
Molecular function (GO): DNA binding
Source: RefSeq, a predicted model, not a curated record